UCUUCCACUCACUCUUCCCCUCUGUCUUUCUUCCUCUCUCUCUCUCUCUCUCUCUCUUCCUGAGUUAACAGAACUUGUUCAUCUUGUUUCCUCAUCUCAUUUGCACAGUGCCAGCCUCCUUCUCCUGAAGGGGCUCUUUCCUCUCCCCUAUCUGCUUCUGGAAUUCCCACUGCCCAUUCCCACGGUGCUCCUGCUUUGUUACCUCCGAUUGGUAAAGAAUUGCGUGGGCAGGGCACACACAAUUAAAAAGUAUUAUUGGAGGCAACACUACAGCAGACAGCACAGAUCAGAUUGAUGGUAAAGUAUAGGAUAAAGAGAAAGCAAGGAAAAGAUGAUGUGCCAACCUUCAAUUCGAACACAUUUUAAAUCAAGUGUUGAAAAGAUGAGGCCCAACCGAACCUCUGAAAUAAUACCGCUACUGGGGCAGACAAAUAUUCAUGCAUCUGAAAAUCUCAGUGAACCUGCAGUGAACAUCUCUGACUGUGAACGCAUUGUUGUGCCAGAAGAAAUCUUCUUCACCGUUGCCAUUCUGGGAAUACUGGAAAACUUGCUUGUGCUCAUGGCAGUGGGGAGGAACAAGACUCUGCAUUCACCCAUGUACAUUUUCAUUUGCAGCUUAGCAGUUUCAGACAUGCUAGGAAGCUUCUCCAAAACGAUGGAAAAUAUCUUGGUCAUCAUCUUCUGCAAAAUGAAAUACUUGACAUGUAAAGGAGAUUUGGAAAAGAUAAUGGAUGAUAUUACAGAUUUCAUGUUUAUCUUAUCUUUACUAGGAUCGAUUUUCAGUCUGUUAGCCAUUGCAGCUGAUCGAUAUAUAACCAUCUUCUAUGCACUGCAGUACCAUAACAUCAUGACGCUGAAGCGUGCUUUAAUUAUCCUGGCAGUGAUUUGGCUAUUAUGUGCUGGGAGUGGUAUAGUAAUGGUCAUUUACUCCCAUGAAACAGCUACUGUGGUUUCCUUUUCUGUUCUGUUUGGUUUUAUGCUCAUUUUUAUCCUCUGCCUUUAUAUACAUAUCUUCCUGCUGGCACGCUCUCAUGCCAGAAAGAUUGCUUUGCUGCCUACAAGUACUGUUCACCAGAGAGCUAACAUGAAAGGGACCAUUACUUUGACUGUAUUGUUUGGAGUUUUCCUCUGCUGUUGGGCUCCCUUUGUCCUUCAUAUGCUUCUAAUGCAGUUUUGUCCACUAAACCCUUACUGUGUUUGCUACAGGUCCAUUUUUCAUGUGAAUGGGACACUGAUCAUGUGCAAUGCUGUUAUUGACCCAAUGAUUUAUGCAUUUCGAAGCCCAGAACUGCGAAGCACAUUUAAGAAAUUGUUCUGCUGUCAAAAGCCAAGGUAGACAUAGCCCCCACAACUUCAAAAAUAGAUGACAAAAUAACAGUGAACUGCAGUUCAUAGAACACAGAACUGUUUGAUAUGUAGCACCCCAAGUAUUCCAUAGUAUUUAUUUCUGAGGGAUGUUUCACAUAUGACACCAGCAUGUAGAUUAUUCACAAAGUGCAGGAAUUAGCCUUGAGUAUGCACCCUCCCCCACCAUGCACAGAACUUGGGCAUACACAUUUAAGCUUCUCUCACAUUACUAUGUGUAGACCUUGGCUUCAUUGCAGGUUAUGCACACAGUAGGAGAGGUUGACAGGGGCGUACCAAGGUUGGAGUGGGACAAGAUUUUAAAAUGGGCCCCUUGCUGCCUUCCUCUCCUUCUUCUGGCCCCAUGUCUCUGCUGCAGAAGAACAUUCAGGGCACGUGUAAUAUAGUGUAGCAGAUUAACAGAGGACAGAAGACUACAGUUACAAGGUGUAAACAACAGCAGAUCAAAAUAAUACAACCAUCUCUGAACCAAUUUUCUUAAUAAAUAUUUCUUGAAAUAGCCUCCCAGUCAUACAUUUGCAGUAUAGUCUUAAAAUAACAUUGGAUUUAAACUAUUAGAUACUUUCACAAAACUGCAUCUGAAAUGAAGAAUGCUUUAUUCUAUAGGAAUGUAAUGAGUUUUCUCUC
Messenger RNA from Hemicordylus capensis (graceful crag lizard), 1992 nucleotides. RefSeq names its product melanocortin 2 receptor (gene MC2R). Bases 332 to 1336 code for a protein of 334 amino acids. Gene Ontology annotation, biological process: G protein-coupled receptor signaling pathway. Gene Ontology annotation, molecular function: corticotropin receptor activity. Gene Ontology annotation, cellular component: membrane. The record is from RefSeq and is a predicted model, not a curated record. Lineage: Eukaryota; Metazoa; Chordata; Lepidosauria; Squamata; Cordylidae. The transcript has 3 exons.